CACAGCCCUUUGCAAAAGCUUGUGGCUGAUUCACCCUCCUGCUUCAGCCCAGCCCUGGAAGUUUCCCUCUGCCAGGCAAAACCUUUGUGAGAGGAGAUCAAAGAUGAAAGUGUGUGCUCCUUUCACUGUUGUCUUGGCUCUGACUCUGAGCAGUGACUGUGCAAGGAUGCACUACAAAUCUGGGGCAGGAAGAGGCUCAAAACAUGAGUUCACUCACCCACAAGUGCUUACAGAGGAUGGAAAUUUAUGCAAAUUUCCUUUCCGGUAUGGUGGAAGGUUUUAUCAUUCAUGUUUAUCAAAUCUCUUUUCCCAAAAGAAAUGGUGUUCUACAACACAUAACUAUGACAGGGACAGAAGGUGGGGACACUGUGCUUCGUUGCCCAAAGACCACUCAGAUCACUGUGCAAACAACCCUUGCCAAAAUGGAGGGACCUGUUCUCUGGCCCAUGGACAUAGGAAAUACCACUGUACCUGUCCCGAGGAAUUCACUGGCGAGGACUGUCAGAUAGAGAAAUGUUUUGACAACAGUCUCUACCAGUUCUUUGAUGUGGACGUGAGCUGGUCAAGAGUCCAACAAGGAGCUGUGGAGGAGUGCAAGUGUGUGAACAGCCAGAUCGAGUGCAAGCAUGUUGAGCACAGACGUUGCAUUCAUGAUCCUUGCAUGAAUGGUGGAGAAUGUAAAAUGGUUGCCCUCACUGGGGAAAUAGUGUGUGAUUGCAAAGAAAAUUAUGCAGGAAAGUAUUGCAAUAUUGUUCCCAGCCAUCGGUGCUAUGUUGGGAAUGGCACAGAGUACAGAGGUACAGCAAAGACGACCAUUUCUGGACACAGCUGCUUGCCUUGGGAUUCAGAUUUGCUUUACCAAGAGUUUCAUGUUGAUAUCGUGGAAAAAGCAAUGCACCUUGGCUUGGGGCAUUUCCCUUACUGCAGAAAUCCAGAUGAUGAUGACAAGCCAUGGUGUUACAUCAUGGAGGACAACAGUUUGUCUUGGGAAUAUUGUGACCUUCCAUCUUGUGCAAGCAGGGAAAGGAGGCCACCAGCUCCAGACAAUGUAGAUAGUUUUGCGGUUGCCAGAAGACCAUGUGGGAGAAGACACAAAAAAAGAAGUUUUGUGAGACCCAGGAUUGUUGGGGGAUCUUCAUCUCUGCCUGGAUCUCAUCCCUGGACAGCAGCUAUAUAUAUUGGAGAGAGCUUCUGUGGUGGAAGCCUUAUUCAGACUUGCUGGGUUUUGUCAGCAGCACAUUGCUUUGCUAACAGUCCACUCAAAUCAACUAUUAAGGUAGUCCUGGGUCAGCAUAUAUUUAAUAGAACAACUGAUAUAACACAAACAUUUGAAAUAGAGAAAUACAUCUUGCAUCCUGAAUAUUCUGUGUUCAACCCUAUUGAACAUGAUAUUGCUUUGAUUAAGCUGAAGAAGAAUGGCCAGCGUUGUGCUGUCAAGUCCCAGUUUGUUCAGCCCAUCUGCUUGCCAGAAAGUAACAUGGUUUUUCCUGAUCAGUUCAAAUGUCAGAUUUCUGGAUGGGGACACAGGCAUGAGAAUAUAUCUGGUUAUUCAGAUAUCCUGCAAGAAACACUGAUUCCAAUUAUUUCUGAGGAGAAGUGCAGAAGUCCUGAAGUUUACGGAACAGAAAUCACUGAAAAUAUGUUCUGUGCUGGCUACUUCGACAGCAAAUCUGAUGCUUGUCAGGGAGAUUCUGGUGGACCUCUGGCCUGUGAGAAAAAUGACAUCUCUUACCUCUAUGGAGUUAUCAGCUGGGGAGAUGGCUGUGGCAGAGUCAACAGACCUGGAGUAUAUACGCGAGUGACAAACUAUAUUAACUGGAUUAAUGAGAAAAUAGCCCCCCGAAAAGCUAGUUGAACGAUUAAACAUGAAAACAUCUGAAGCAGUUCAGGAGUCUUUUUUAGUUUCAUUGAAGUGGCAUAAAUAUUUUAUUAUAAGCUAGUAUGAAAACCGUCAUGGUAAUUCUUAGCAGUUCCAAACCAAACCACCAAAAGCAGGUCUGCUCCAUCUGAUGUCAGCACCCUUGAUCUAGAAUGUUAGGGUUGUAGGUGAAUGCAGGUGAAGCUGCUCCUCAGCUCACUGCAAAAACAGAGUUCUGAGGAAAAAUCAGAGGGUUUAAGUUUUGAUUCAACCAAACACAUAAGCACAUUUUUAUGUUCCACUGGCAAAAUCAGGCACAUGCUUCAGAGCUCUGCUGUGCAAUUUUGCAGUGAGGUUAAUGCAACACCUCCUGAGAGCAAAAGUCUCCUGCUAAAAGUUGUCUUAAGUCAGAGCACCUGAUUUUGGGCUGAUGCAUUCAGGACCUUUUGCAGACUGUGAGAUGCUCCUCACCCUGAGAAUAGCAGUGGAAAUACUUCACCUUGAUGAUAAAUGCCUGAACGGCUCUUAAAUUUGGCAGUGUUUUGAAGUUGUCUUAGAUUUUGUAGUAACAAGUUGUUCAAGUGUUUAGAUAAUUCAGGAAGAAGGUUUCUGUUAAUAGAUUUUUAAACUGGAUGGCUGAGGGAGCAGCUUGACAUUUUCCUUGGGAGUUUGGUGGUAUCAUAAACCACAGGCUUUGCUGUCAUGGUCUACAAAAUUGUUAUGGGAACAAUACAAGAAAUCAUUAAAAUAUAUAGCUGUUUAGAGGCUGUGUACUCAGCUGUGUAAGCAAAAAGGCAGAAAUUAUUCAACAAACAAAACCUAGUCUGAAAAAGAAUGGAAAAUCACAUUAUUUUAUUAUUAUUAUUAUUUUUAAUACAAGGAACCUUUAGCCAUGUCAGAUGUGUGCAUUUGGAAAUGUUGAUGUGAAAUGUAUUUCUUCCCUGAUAGUGAAUUUUAAAAAAAUUCUUUCAAGUGUUUCAAGCAAAGCUAUACUUUAAGACAUAGAAUUUUAAUGUGGUGCCUGGAUACUCUGGUAUUUGUUUUGUUUUAUAGGACUGGCAGUGUCUUCAUGGGUUUCUUAGUUGGGGUGAAUAAUUUUGGCAGUCAAAAGAAACGUUGUAAUAACCAAAACCUGAAUUUGUGUAAGUAAGUACAAAUACGUAACAAUGCUGAUCUAGAUAAAUUAUGUAACCUGUUUAAUAAAAAUAUUUACCCUCUGUUU
Molecule: messenger RNA, 3080 nt
Organism: Apus apus (common swift)
Lineage: Eukaryota; Metazoa; Chordata; Aves; Apodiformes; Apodidae
Gene: HGFAC
Product: HGF activator
Exons: 14
Coding region: 104-1855 (583 amino acids)
Biological process (GO): blood coagulation; zymogen activation
Cellular component (GO): extracellular region; rough endoplasmic reticulum
Molecular function (GO): calcium ion binding; serine-type endopeptidase activity
Source: RefSeq, a predicted model, not a curated record